Carassius carassius (crucian carp) is the source of this 1211-nucleotide messenger RNA. RefSeq names its product recoverin-like. The transcript has 3 exons. Bases 211 to 822 code for a protein of 203 amino acids. NCBI's taxonomy places the organism in Eukaryota, Metazoa, Chordata, Actinopteri, Cypriniformes, Cyprinidae. The record is from RefSeq and is a predicted model, not a curated record. Gene Ontology annotation, molecular function: calcium ion binding.
CCUAAUCCCAUUCAGCACUUAGAGGAGUUGUCAGGGGGAGCCAAGCCCGAAGAGGGGCCAACAACAGCACUCAACAUAACGCCAUCCCUUUGUCAGGUCGGAGAAAGAAACGCUGAAAGCAGAGAGAGCGUGAGACAAGAGAGGAGGGUGGGUGAAAGCAGAAGCAAACUCAGCAAAUCUGCCCCUUUGACCCGUGUAAAGCUUGAGAAUAUGGGGAACACCAAGAGCGGUGCUUUGUCCAAAGAGAUUCUGGAUGAUCUGAAGCUGAACACCAAAUACACAGAGGAAGAACUCUGCGCAUGGUACGCCACCUUCCUCAAAGAGUGUCCCUCUGGUCGCAUCACCAAGGAACAAUUCGAGGGCAUCUAUGCCCGUUUCUUUCCAGAUGCUGACCCUACCGCUUACGCUCGGCACGUCUUCCGCAGCUUUGACACUAAUGCCGAUGGCACCUUGGACUUUAAGGAGUACAUUGUGGCACUGCACCUUACCUCAUCAGGCAAGACCCUGCGCAAACUCGAAUGGGCAUUCGCUCUGUAUGACGUAGACGGCAAUGGAACCAUCAGUAAAAACGAGGUGCAGGAGAUCGUACGGUCAAUAUUCAACAUGAUUCCCGUCGAAGACCAGAAAAACCUUCCGGAAGAUGAGAACACACCAGAAAAGCGAGCUGACAAAAUCUGGACCUUUUUCAAAAAGAAAGAAGAUGAUAAGAUUGGAGAGGGGGAAUUCAUUCAGGGUGUCAUGGAAAACAAAGACAUCUUGAGGUUGAUACAGUUCGACGAGCCAAAGAAGAUUCAGGAAAAACUCAAGGAGAAGAAGCAUUAAUGGCCAUAUUCCCAUGAGACUGAUCAGAGCUUGAUUUCCAUUCAUUUGACACCAACACAACCCAGAUCGAUUCUCCAGGCCACACACUGGAUACAUUCAGACACUCUAUCCAUACACACUUCAGAGCCAUAAAGCAGCCAAACCUAGCUUUUCUUAUAACACAUACAAGACUUGUGAUCUGGACCACCACCAUCAUCACCUCAUCAUACCUGAAUUGCCUCACUGCUAUUUCGAUUGCUUUUAGAAUCCAAUCCAUAAGAGGUCCAAUCGAAUUAGGCUCGUGUUAACAGUCUGUUCUCAAUCCUCUUAGGAUCUGAAGGUCGGGUAAGACAAAUCCACAGGGUCCAGUUGCUCUCCUCUUUUAGAUCCCUUUGGGUUUAAGUAGGAGC